Messenger RNA from Aureobasidium pullulans EXF-150, 840 nucleotides. RefSeq lists its product as uncharacterized. NCBI's taxonomy places the organism in Eukaryota, Fungi, Ascomycota, Dothideomycetes, Dothideales, Saccotheciaceae. The transcript is spliced from 3 exons. Bases 1 to 840 code for a protein of 279 amino acids. The record is from RefSeq and is a predicted model, not a curated record. Gene Ontology annotation, molecular function: protein binding.
AUGGCUACCAAUACAAUCUCCAUCCGCAGUGAUAGAAGCUUCUUCGACACUGAGGCACUCUCUGAUGUCAAGGUCAAGUUCGGCGGACAGCAGCUCUUGUGCCACAAGACGGUUCUCGCGCGCAAGUCUGAGUACUUCUACAGAGCCUUCACUGGCCAAUUUCCAGUCGCCUCAAGCAACGAGAUCGACCUCGGCGACGAUGAUGACCCCGAAGCCGUUCGCGCCAUGAUCCGCCACAUCUACGAUCUUCCCUACGAUCAGAUGCUCGAGGCAAACACCUUCGACGACACAGCCGCCUAUAGCACCAAUGAAGAUCUGCUCUUCCACAUCGCUGUCUUCACCGCUGCCGACAAGUACGACGUUUCUACCCUUCGUCCCUUGGUUGUCAAGAAAUUCGAGGAUCUCAUGGAAACCACCUGGGAGGGCGACCAGUUCGCCACCGCCAUUCAGAAGCUUACCGGUCCGUCCGCUGGACACCUUGCCGACAACACUCUCCAGGCCGCCGCUGCCGCUUUCUGCGCCAAGAAUCUCACCAAGCUCAUCAAGAAAGAGACCUUCGUCAAGAUGAUCCAGGACGAGGAGCCUUUCAGUGGUCGCCUUCUCACUGGCUUUGUGACUGGUAUCUCUGCACUACCGCCUGUUCCAUUUUUCAGAUGUCAACAGUCAAAGUGCAAGGAACUUGGUGAAAGGAACCCUGCGUUUCUUAGCGGUGUCCGAGAAUAUGCGAGAAAGCAUUGCAUGCACUGCGAUUGCACAACUAACACACCAUACUAUGAUGAUAAUGGCAUGUACGAACACAUCUCUCUGACCCCCUGGACCGAAUUUUCUGGAUCUCAGUAA